UAUGCCUGAAGUGCGAUUUGCAGGAGAGGUUGCUCGACCCAGCUCUACUUCCCGGCACGGCUGACGGCACAGGGAGAGCGGCAGAUUUGAAUUCACCCUGCCAGAUGGCAGCCUGGCCAGCUACAGCGCUGUACAGACUCCAGGUUGUAAAGGCUCUGAAGUCGGAAGGGGUCUGUGAGUCCGUACUGUAUGGCCUGCCCUUCAUCCUCAAGCCCACAAGCUGCUGGCAGCUAGACUGGGACGAACUGGAGAUAAACCAGCAGAGAUUCCAUGCUUUAUGUCAUAGUCUUCUGAAAAGGAAGUGGAUGCUUUUGGCUAAACACGAGCCGCAGAACACUAGUCCAAGCUGGAACAUCACGGUGCAUUCCUACUACGUCGUUGUCCCUUCCGACUCUGCCACUCUACUCGUCAAAGCAGUUGCCAUCAGAGAACUCCUGCUGCCCUCAACCUUCCCAGCCCUCCUUGCUGAACACCCGGAGGGAGCGUACGGCCCUAUAGAGAGUGCCCUGAACAGCUUGGAGGUGGAAGUUGCCUACAACCCCUUGCACCUAAAAAGCAACCUCUACAAAUACUUGAAGAGUAUGUUGUACAAAUCUCUGCACAGGCCGCAGGCCCAGCCCAGGGACCAGCGACCCGAGCGGCACCAACCCAAGCAGCAUCAGGGCAGAGCCAAGGCCAUGGUGGCACCUCUUCUGAUGGCUUCUUCCCCUGUCCAAGUGUUCCAACCAGCAGCAGCGAGGAGAGAUUCCUGCGAGCGCUCCCUGCCCCCCAGAGAGCACGAUGACUUCCUGCAGUGA
Messenger RNA from Eurypyga helias (sunbittern), 797 nucleotides. Its product is annotated as meiosis 1 arrest protein-like. The record is from RefSeq and is a predicted model, not a curated record. The transcript has 5 exons. The annotation marks the transcript as partial. Gene Ontology annotation, biological process: male meiosis chromosome separation; meiosis I; spermatogenesis. Lineage: Eukaryota; Metazoa; Chordata; Aves; Eurypygiformes; Eurypygidae.